Molecule: messenger RNA, 585 nt
Organism: Paramecium sonneborni
Lineage: Eukaryota; Ciliophora; Oligohymenophorea; Peniculida; Parameciidae
Source: the annotation of a GenBank genome assembly
AUGAAAUAAAAUAAUAAUACUUUAUAUUCAUAAACAAGUAUUGAUAGAUUAAAAAAGGACAUAAACAAAACUUUUGCUACAUAAACAACUAAAUCUGAAUAGAGCAUCAAAUUAGAUCAGUACAAAAAAAGAAUAAUGAAUGUUCUAUCUUAAAUGGAUGAUAAAACUUAAUAGGUUUAAUUAUAGUAAUCAUAAUCAGAAAUAUCAACAUAAUUACUUUUAUCAGCUAAAAAUGCCAUAAUUGAAAAUAUCAAAGUACUUCAACCAUCAGAUAAGAAUUUGAAAAAUAUUGAAAAAAAUCUUGAUAAGUUGUUUACUAUACAAGAAGAAUUACAAGUGCAUCCUUAGAAUAAAGAGAUAAAAUAACUAUUAUGGAAAAUAGAAACGAAAAUAACACAAUAAACUAAUUUAAGUAAAUCAAUAAAUGAUGAUAAAAAAUGUUAAAUAUGUUUUGAAAAAGAUAAAGAAUAUGUAGCUAUACCAUGCGGUCAUUAUAUUUAUUGUAAAGAAUGUAAAGAGCUAAUUAAAAAGGAUUGUUUGAUUUGUAGAAAUCCUAUAACAUCUGUAAUGAAAAUAUACUAAUGA